Messenger RNA from Myotis daubentonii (Daubenton's bat), 1675 nucleotides. It is a transcript of the gene DAPP1, whose product is annotated as dual adaptor of phosphotyrosine and 3-phosphoinositides 1. Lineage: Eukaryota; Metazoa; Chordata; Mammalia; Chiroptera; Vespertilionidae. The record is from RefSeq and is a predicted model, not a curated record.
AAGCAACCCCAGCUGUAGGCCUGCCCUGUGAAGAAGUGGCGGGGAGUUCUCACACGCCCCAGUAGUUGGCCGCAGGCUGCCCCAUCCUACUUUUCCUACGUUCCUUCUUCUCCCCUUAUCUUUCUUCCACGGAGGAAACAAUAAUUGUCUCUGAAUCAUGCCUACCUGAAAGUCAAGCGUAUGUUGGAAACUUGGAUAACUGAAGCAGAAAUACUGAGAAAGUGCGAAAAACCAGACUUCAGGAUGGAACACCUGCCAGGGGCUGCGCGGACCAGACGUGAGGAGCGUGAAUGGGCAGAGCAGAGUCUCUAGAAGGCAAGAUGAGCGCCCAGGAUCCUGCAGAUCUGUGGAGCACGUCCGAUGGAGAAGCUGAGCUGCUGCAGGACUUGGGGUGGUACCACGGCAACCUCACACGCCACGCAGCCGAGGCCCUUCUCCUCUCAAAUGGAUGUGACGGUAGCUACCUCCUGAGGGACAGCAAUGAGAGGACCGGGCUGUACUCGCUCUCUGUGAGAGCCAAAGACUCUGUCAAACACUUUCAUGUUGAAUAUACCGGAUUUUCAUUUAAAUUUGGCUUUAAUGAAUUCUCAUCUUUGAAGGAUUUUGUCAAGCAUUUUGCAAAUCAGCCUUUGAUUGGAAGCGAGACAGGCACUCUGAUUGUUCUGAAACAUCCCUAUCCAAGAAAAGUGGAAGAACCUUCCAUUUAUGAAUCGGUCCGGGUUCACACAGCAAUGCAGACAGGAAGAACGGAGAAUGAUCUGGUCCCCACUGCACCUUCGCUGGGCACCAAGGAAGGUUACCUCACCAAGCAGGGAGGCCUGGUCAAGACCUGGAAAACAAGGUGGUUCACUUUGCACAGGAAUGAACUGAAGUACUUCAAAGAUCAGAUGUCACCAGAACCCAUUCGGAUCCUAGACUUAACAGAAUGUUCAGCUGUACAGUUUGAUUACUCACAGGAAAGAGUAAACUGUUUUUGCUUAGUAUUUCCAUUCAGGACAUUUUACCUCUGUGCAAAGACAGGAGUAGAAGCUGAUGAGUGGAUCAAGAUAUUACGCUGGAAACUGUCUCAAAUAAGAAAACAGCUCGACCAAAGGGAAGGCACAAUCCGAUCUCAUUCAUUCAUCUUUAAGUAGACCUUUCCCUCGGGGAUGCCCUGGCCGGACAGCAGGGUGGCAUGCUCACCACGGCUGUGAUCCACAGCAGGCCUCCGCUGAAAGCUGACUACGGAUUUUUCUUUAAAAACAAAUCAAAAGCAGAUGCUGAUUUGGAUCUUUCUGAACACACCACAUUUGCUGACUCAUGGGAAGCUGCUGCCCUUCAAGAUGAUGUCAUCUCCUUCAGAAUACCGAGUCGCCGGUCGUUAUGAUGAAAACUGGUGCAGCUAGCUGCCACACCCAGUGUGCUCACUCUCAGAACGCACAACAGAAGAGAACGGGCUUGUGUUUUCCCUUAUCGUGGUCCAAGCUUGUGGACUUCGUUUGCCCUGAGUCCCACUCUGUGUCAUGGUCAGCUUAUCUGCCAUCCAGGUUGUGCUACUACCCAGGAAGGAAACAGCUGUCUCCUUUGAGGCUCAGGCUGCCUCUUUAGAAAGUAUAUUGAGAUAACAAACAACAAAGAUUGGGUUGGGCAGGGGGAAACAGGGUUAUUCUUCUCCCACCCCCCUUUUAUACAAAAA